AUGAAGGUGUUGCUGCGCCUUAUACAACUCAUUCCCUUCAUUCUUGUAUCUAUAACAUCCUCGACGUCGACAACGUUUGUUUUCAACAGCGAGCAGUUCGCUAACUGGGUCAUGAAAAACUUUUUAAUUGCUGCGGAUGCUUUUGACAUUUUGGACUCUGUCGAACAGGUGCAUGGCGCCUGGUGGGACGUUUCAACUGUGUGCCUCCACUUAUGGAUUGCCGGACUUCAUUGUCUGUUCUUCAGCAAUCUCUCCGGAGAAGGCAACAUUGCUUCUUUUGAAUCGGAACACUCAUCAAUAUCUACUAAUUCUGAGCAUUCGGAACGGGAAUCUGACGCUUCGUCGACCUCCUCAGAAUUUUCAGGUUCCGCGGAUGAUACAGCCUCAAACUCUUACUAUGAGUCGUCAGACUUUUCAGUUCCGGAUACUGUAGUUCGACAAACAAACCAAAGCGCAGAGGAAACAGGCACCCUAGUCACUGUAUCGGAAGACCGUCGCAGCAGGUUUAUACAAGGUCUCCGGCGCGUAAGAAAUUGGCUCUCAGAACACCUCGCUUGCCCCUCGGCAAUCAGUAAUUGGCUCAACUGUGUCGUCUUUGACGUUAAAAUAUGGGUACUUAUAGCACCUAUCAUGCUUCAGGAUGUUUAUUUCCUCUGUUGGAGGUGCUAUAUUAUGCACCAUGGUUAUCAAAUGGACACUACAAUUAUAUGUUUCAUUACAAAAAAUGCACUUUUGAUCCCGCUGCACAUUUUUUUGGCCUGGGUCCACCUACGAGGACAGUCUGAUGAACCCUCGUCUGCUUCUCAAAGUAGCCCUGCUAACUCUCACUCAAGUGCUUAA
Messenger RNA from Dibothriocephalus latus, 840 nucleotides. NCBI's taxonomy places the organism in Eukaryota, Metazoa, Platyhelminthes, Cestoda, Diphyllobothriidea, Diphyllobothriidae. The record is from the annotation of a GenBank genome assembly.